Messenger RNA from Salvia miltiorrhiza (redroot sage), 1185 nucleotides. RefSeq lists its product as uncharacterized. NCBI's taxonomy places the organism in Eukaryota, Viridiplantae, Streptophyta, Magnoliopsida, Lamiales, Lamiaceae. Bases 115 to 966 code for a protein of 283 amino acids. The transcript is spliced from 5 exons. The record is from RefSeq and is a predicted model, not a curated record.
UUUUAUGUACCAUCUAUUUAUAAAACGUGAAAAUACCACCACCAAAAACAUCAAAAUAUUUCCCUUGAACAAAUUUUCUUGUAUAAAAAAUUUGGAAAGCACCAUUUUUUUUUAAUGGCUUCAACUAGGUUGCUGAGAAUGUCUAAACCUUUAGGCCUUACUACUGAAACCCUUGUCUCAAUUAGAAGUAGUGUUUCAUCAAGGCCUGGGACACUAAUGUGUCUGAACAAAGUAGGGCUGAGUUCCGACAUUCCUCCUGGCGGCGCCGGUGAGAGGAAGCCGGCGCCGGCGAAGGCGGCCGGCUGUAGCUCAUCCUGCGCCGUCGUUUCGGAGCCGAAGACGGAUAAAAGGACGGAUUUGGGAAUCCUAUUUGUCUAUGUUGCUGAUGCUUUAUCCCAUUGGAGGAAGUUUGUUAUAGAAAAAAGGCCAUGGGGAUUGCAUGCACAGAUGUUCCUUGAAAAGACUAUAGUGGACUGCCGAUUCUUUACAUUGUUAGCGAUUGGUGGAUCUUUGAUUUGUUCCGUACUAUGUUUCUUUGAGGGGUGUUUUCUAGUAGUAGGAUCGUAUUUUCAUGCGCUUUCACGAAUGUCGGAGCAAGCGCAAGUGGUCCACCAAUUAAUGGAAGCUAUUGAUAUGUUCAUCAUGGGAACAGCAAUGCUUGUUUUCGCAAUGGCAUUAUACGUAAUGUUCGUGGGAUCACAUGAUUCGGAUAGUAUUAGUGGAUCGUCUAAGAAUUUCAAUCUCAAGUCGUGGAUGGGAAGGGGAUCUGCGAUGGAAGCAAAGUCGAAAAUCGGGCAUGCUGUAAUGCUGAUUCUGCAAGUGCAAGUGUUGGAUAAAUUCAGGAGCAUAGCAGUGAGUAAUGGUAUGGAUCUUGCCUGUUUUGCAGGGGCCAUAUUUUUGUCCUCUGCUUCUAUUUUCGUGCUUUCCAGAAUCUCUUCUGCUCCUGCCUACGUCGACCACAAAUAGUAAACAAGAACAACUACUGCUCUCAUUAGCUUUUGUAGCGGACACGCGCAGGAUCCUUCACCACUUCAGUGCUGCCAAUUUAUGUAUUCUUUGAUUUGUAUAUAUAAUUCAUUAUUGGGAAAAUAUCAAUUCAUAUCUUAUAAUACUACCAUAAAGAUAGUACGUUGUAUGUGUUAUUGAUCGUGGACCUAAUCGAAAUAUAGUGUUUGUUUUAGCAAA